Messenger RNA from Daphnia carinata, 1000 nucleotides. It is a transcript of the gene PCNA, whose product is annotated as proliferating cell nuclear antigen-like. The coding region runs from base 130 to 915 and encodes 261 amino acids. Gene Ontology annotation, cellular component: PCNA complex. Lineage: Eukaryota; Metazoa; Arthropoda; Branchiopoda; Diplostraca; Daphniidae. The record is from RefSeq and is a predicted model, not a curated record. The transcript has 3 exons. Gene Ontology annotation, molecular function: DNA polymerase processivity factor activity; DNA binding. Gene Ontology annotation, biological process: leading strand elongation; translesion synthesis; mismatch repair.
GGCAGUGGUUAGUCAUUGUUGGUCCUCUUCAGAAGCGCUUGCAUUUUACCUACGUCGAUUGUGUCGCUCGUUGUUAUCAAAUCCCAUUAUUAGUUCUUAUUUUCCUAUAAUUUUAUCAAUUCCAUCAUCAUGUUUGAGGCACGUCUUCUCCAAGGAUCGUUGUUGAAGAAAGUUAUGGAAGCUUUGAAGGAUUUGCUGAACGAAGCAGCAUGGGAUUGUUCCGAUGCCGGCAUCCAACUCCAAGCUAUGGACAAUUCCCACGUCAGCCUUGUGUCUCUUUCCCUAAGGGCCGAAGGCUUCGACAAGUACAGAUGUGAUCGCAACUUGUCAAUGGGCAUGAACUUGGGCAGCAUGUCAAAGAUUCUGAAGUGUGCCUCUAAUGAAGACAUAAUCACGAUCAAAGCACAAGACAAUGCUGACACAGUUACCUUCGUCUUUGAAUCCCCUGAGCAAGACAAAGUAUCAGAUUACGAGAUGAAGCUAAUGAAUCUCGACCAAGAACACCUGGGCAUUCCGGAAACCGAUUAUGCAUGCACCAUCAGACUGCCAUCUAGUGAAUUUGCCAGAAUUUGCAGAGACUUGAGCCAGUUUGGAGAGUCCAUGGUCAUUUCCUGCACUAAAGAGGGAGUCAAGUUUUCAGCUACUGGAGAUAUUGGAACUGGUAACAUCAAGCUAGCUCAGUCAGCCAAGGUCGACAAGGAAGAAGAAGCCGUCGUGAUUGAGAUGCAGGAGCCCGUCUCUCUGACUUUCGCUUGCAGAUAUCUCAACUCUUUUACGAAAGCCACCUCUCUGUCCAAGUCCGUGCAGCUAUCCAUGUCCCCUGAGGUCCCACUUGUCGUCGAGUACAAGAUUGAAGAUAUUGGGCACGUUCGUUAUUACCUAGCCCCCAAAAUCGAAGACGAAGAAACCGCUUAGUUGUUCAAACAGGUGCGGCCCACCUCAUUGCAUAUCUAUCCCCACUAUGACGCCAUACGAAACCAAUACAUCUCUUGUAAGGGAA